Messenger RNA from Rana temporaria (common frog), 1981 nucleotides. Its product is annotated as gastrula zinc finger protein XlCGF26.1-like. Gene Ontology annotation, molecular function: RNA polymerase II cis-regulatory region sequence-specific DNA binding; DNA-binding transcription factor activity, RNA polymerase II-specific. Gene Ontology annotation, cellular component: nucleus. The transcript has 3 exons. The record is from RefSeq and is a predicted model, not a curated record. NCBI's taxonomy places the organism in Eukaryota, Metazoa, Chordata, Amphibia, Anura, Ranidae. Bases 596 to 1954 code for a protein of 452 amino acids. Gene Ontology annotation, biological process: central nervous system development; regulation of transcription by RNA polymerase II.
GUCCGCUAAUUGCAUAUCCCCGUUGUAGGGUCUAUAAUAAAGGUAGACGGUACAGUUACAGUACAAUUCAAUACAAGGAGGCUAGGAGAGCCAACAGUUGAGGGGAGAAGGUCCAUGGGUACAAGGUACUUUGCUUGGGGGGACUUUUCUCAAUGGAUAAGAGGAGAGGACAAGGUGCUUUGCCGGGUGGGGGGCUUUUCUCAAUGACGGAUAGAGAAGGCGCUUGUAGGUCCUAUAAUAAAGAUAGACAGUACAGUUACAGUACAAUUCAAUACAAGGUGGUUAGAAGAGCCAAUAUGAGAGGGAGACCAUGUUCCGUUUGUUCCCGUGUGGAGCCAAAACCACCACUAGAGAAAAUCCAUGUGCCGUAUGAGAGAAGGAAGUGUCCUCAGUGAAGGAAGGGUGGCGGCCAUUUUGUUGUAGCUCAAAAGCAACUUACGAAGAAGAAUGUCUCCUCUAAGAAUCUUCUGGAGAGUUUGCAGAGUGUGAGACCAGAGAGGGGGAGGAUGAAGAUCUGAUUAACGUAAAAAUAGAGGAUAUAAACAAAGAAGAGACGUAUGUGAAGGGCGAUCAGCAAUUUACAAAGGAAAUCGGGAUGAUGGACGCAGUUAAAGAGGAAGAAACUUCUUCAGAUAUCAGCUCAGAUGGACUGUGUGGUGGGAAUAGAAGGACAUCGGAGGAAGAUGUGAAUACAGAUGAUGAUGACAUUGGAUGUUCUCCAAAAGUAAAUUCCAUUCCUCCUAAUAAACAUGACAGACCUGACCAUUGGAAGAGAUCAUUGGAUGUGUCUAAUUCUGAGGAAUCUCCUCAUAAGUCACCUCCUUGGCCUUCAGAUCGUCCUCUAAUAUCUGACAGUGCGGAUGGGUGCGGAGAUCCAUCUAAUCUCAAGGAAUCUUCUCCAAACCAUAAAGGGGUUCAUACAGGAGAGAACUCGUUGUCGUGUUCAGAGUGCGGGAAAUGUUUUACUCAGAAGGAACACCUUCUUAGCCACCAGAGAUGUCAUGUUAGUGAACGUCUUUAUUCCUGUCCAGCGUGCGGAAAAUGUUUCACCCGGAAAGCAAGUCUUAUUUCACAUCAGAAGAGUCACACAGCUGAAGAUCCUUUUUCAUGUUCAGAGUGCGGGAAAUGUUUUAAUGGGAAAAGUCAACUUCUUAGACACAUGCAAACUCACACUGAUGAGCAUCCUAUUUCAUGUUUAGAGUGCGGGAAAGGUUUUAGUUCAAAAGCAGUCCUUCUUAUACACCAGAGAAGUCACACGGGGGAGCGUCCCUAUUCGUGUUCAGAGUGCGGGAAAUGUUUUAGUAGUAAAGGAAACCUUUCUCAGCACCAGAGAAUUCACACUGGUAAGCAUGCUUAUUCAUGCUCAGAGUGCGGGAAAUGUUUUAGUCGAAAAGUAGACCUUCUUCAGCACCAGAGAAUUCACACUGGUGGUGAGUGUCCUUUUUCAUGUUCCGAGUGCGGGAAAUGUUUUGCAUCGAAAAGUUACCUUGUUAGGCAUCAGAAAGUUCAUACAGGCGAGCGUCCCUAUUCAUGUCCAGAGUGUGGGAGAGGUUUCCCUCACAAAGGAGGUCUUCUUAGACACCAGAGAAUACACACUGGUGAGCGUCCUUUUUCGUGUUCUGAGUGCGGGAAGUGUUUUAGAGGAACAGAAACCCUUCUAAGGCACCAGAGAGUUCACACAGGUGAGCGCCCCUAUUCAUGUUCCGAGUGCGGGAAAAGUUUUUCUGAAAAAAAGUUGCUUCUUGGGCAUCAGAGAGUUCACACAGGGGAGCGUCCCUAUUCAUGUACAGAGUGCGGGAAAUGUUUCACUGAGAAAGGAGGUCUUCGUUUACACCAGAGAAUACACACGGGUGAGCGUCCCUAUUCAUGUUCAGAGUGCGGGAAAGGUUUUAGUCAAAAAGGAAUCCUCCUUCAGCACCAGAGAAAGAUUCACUCUGUUAAACAUUCAUUUUAGACAUCAGUUCAGAGGGACGCCAUUCGU